GUCAUGUCAUUGGUCAAUCGAAAUUGAAUCGAGAAAUAGUCGUUCCUCCGUUCGGUCGAUGAAUAUUUAUUAUUUGUUUUUUACUCGUUCGUGAAUACUAAACAAGGUUCGAUGUGUGGGCAACGAUGAGAUAAUAAUUAUACAGUUACAAGUGCUUCUUUGUUUAGAAACUUUUUGUGCUUAUUUGUGUGCGAUCAAAUGGCUUCAACGCCAGUGCAAGUGAACGGUAAUGCGAAUAAAAACAGUCCCCUGGGAAAGCGGAAAAAAUCUCGAGGAAGCAAAGGUUCAUAUUUAUCUAAAUGGCUGGACAAAACUAUGUGCCAUAUACAGGAGUCUACUCCCAGUAUGGAUACGUAUGAUUCUUUUAUGACACCGAAUAUGAAUUGGGGUUCUCAGUUCGCGCCGGGUUACGACCCGUGUAGGUUUAACAUGUUCGGUUACGCGGAGCCAAUGUCGCUGCCUACGCCGCCUACCUACUGCAGUCCUGCGAUGCCGCUGUAUCCUCCCGAGUACCGUUACGUCCAGAGUGUCAACAAGAGUGUGCAGGUGCAGAGGCCGCGGCCGCGCCGUCGCAGCGACAAGCCUGAGGAUUGCAGCACGCCGAACAGCACCCCAUUAAACACUAAUUACUUCCAACCAAAGAAUUGCUCAGACAGCCAAGACUUCGCUAGCUUACCGCCUAUAGUUACGUCAGUUGGCGACACGAAUUCCAAUAGUGAUAUGAAUACCAAUGAGAAAGACGAGUGUGCGCGGAGAUACAGCGAUCCUUGCGUGCAAGGACUGCCUGAUAUAGCCAGGCCGGCUAACGGAGAGGUGGACUCGGUAUCGGAAGACAGCUCGGGGUUGUCAGGGAGUCAGGUUGGCAGUAGACUGUUGACGUACCUCUUGGAUCAGAUAACGAGUUUGAAGAUGACCAAUGAAAGACUGAAUAAAGACUUACAAGAAACUAGAGCGGAACUAAGCAGCCUGCGAACACAACACAGUAUCUGGCAAAAAGGAUCGAGUUCCAGUAUUGGUGGCAAUAAUGGUCUAGUAGGCGGUCAAUACUCACCCGGCUACGUGACCGACCUAGUCCGCGAGAUCAGAGACUCCGCGCGGAUACGGGAAGAGGCCCUGUACGCGCGAGUCCGUGCCAUGCUGCUGGAGAGAGAUAACGGAUUGGCAUCACCGGAAACGAAGUUCAGUGAGAAAACUCUUGAAGAAAUCAAGAGUUCACUUCGCGCUUCGGAGGCCGACAAGAGGCGAAUGAUGGACCGUGUUUCAAAACUUGAGGACGAGCUACGACUUCUCAGAGUCUCCACGAGUCUCGACUCGAGCGAGAACGGCAUCACGAACGGCACCGAGGACGCGGAGACGGAGCGACUUCGGCUGCGAAAGGAGCUCGCCAGCAUGAAGAAGGCCAAGCAGAACGCGGAGGAACACGCUUUCAAACUGGAGCGGCUAGUGACCCAGCUGCGUUCCAAAUUCAAUGGUCUCCAAACAUCGCCGAACGGUCCCGAGUCCCUCCCGAGCGAGACCGAACAAGACCCGAGCCGCGCACGCCGAACUAGCGUCAACUCGAAUACUACCGUCGUGUUUGGCCCCGUGACCGACUUGUAGCGAACACUCGCUAGCGACGUCUGUGUUCUAGCCACGGACGUGCUCUGCUCUGUGUUGGAUAAAAUAUACUAAACUACUGUUUUGAACGAGUGAAGCCGAACAGGACCCGAGCGCAAGCGUCAACUUCAACACUACCGUCGUGUUCGGCCCCGUCACAGACUUGUAGUGAACACUCGCUAGCGACGUCUGGGUUCUAGCCACCGACGUGUUAUGGUCUGUAUUAUUUAAAAUAUGUAUAUUGAAUAGAUACUAAACUGUACUUCAACGAGUGAAACCGAACAGGACCCAAGCACCAGCGUCAACUCCAAUACUACUGUCGUGUUCCGCUCCGUCACAGACUUGUAGUGAACACUCGCUAGCGACGUCUGUGUGUCACGGACGUGCUCUGCUCUGUAUUGGAUAAGAUACACUUAACAGAUACUAUACUAUAUUCUACGAGUGAAAUAGAACAAGACUCGAGCCGCAUCAGCGUCAACUUCAACACUACCAUCGUGUUCGGCCCCAUCACAGACUUGUAGUGAACACUCGCUAGCGACGUCUGGGUUUUAGUCGUGUUUAUGCUUUGCUCUGUAUUGGAUAAACUAUACUGUAUUCAACGGUCUAUACUGUAUUCAAAAGAUGCCCGAAUCCGUCUGGAGAAACGGGAAAAGUGCUUAAAAUAUAUCAGUACGAAAUAUAAACUACAUAUAAUCCUUUAACCUGUAAUGGGUAUACUAUUUUCAUGAUACAGUUCAAAACCUAAGAAAAAUUUAACUGUUUCAUAUUAUGUAUAUUAAUACAAUAAUUAUUUUCCAAAUCAGAGCAAGUCACAAUUAAAUGUUAUCUUUUUGACUUUACCGUUCAAAAAUAAUAUCUAUUAGUAAUCAUGUUAAAAUUGAUAUUAAUAAUGUUAAAACUCAAUAAUCGAAUUUAAAGUUACAAUCAUUGCUUGCAUAUCCAUAUUUGUAAUGGACAAUAAUGUAAUUAAUAAUAAAUUGAGUGUGGUGCUUGUCUAACAUAUUAAACUGUUGUGUUCUUUAAUUUGUUUGGUAAAUAAUAGCAUUAUUUGAUGUGUGUAUAGAAUAUUACUUACUGACACUUUGUGCGCAAUUCCGUAUUGACUUUUACAAUUUUCACAUAUAACACUUUAUUAUAAAUACUUAUUUAUUCAGUUAAUAAUUAUUUGAAUGAUAUUGAUCCUCUUUAUUGGUGCUUUUCAUAAACGAAAGUUACUAAAUACCUACAUAUACAGUUUAAUACAGAUAAGAAUUAUGACAGUGGGAAAUAGUUGAAACAUAUUUCGGCCUAACUUUAAUUUUGCUAAUGACACCUUUUAUGUAUAUAAGAAAAGUGUUGUAUUCUUAUGCUUGUCAUAAAUCAAACCUACUUAACCUAACCUACAACUUCGGAAAAUGAUAAACAGCUAAUGUAGGGUAAGUCGCCAGUAACUGGCCACUGUUAGUAAUUUGCCACCCUAAACUAAACAGUAUUCUAUUCACCUAUCAACAGAAUUCAUUUUAGUGUAAGGUGGCUAGUUAUUGAAGGCUGACCAGUUAUUGAAACCUUAUACUAAAAUGAAUUCUGUUUAUAGGUGAAUAGAAUUCAUUUUUCGUUUACAUUGGCCAAUCACUAACAGUGGCCAGUUACUGGCGAAUUACCCUAUAUAGGUUUUAUGUAAAAUCAUAACCAUAGCCUAUGGCCGAAAGAUUUGAUAAAUACUUUAAAAUUAGUAGUGUAAACAUAUUCACUACAUUGUAUAUGGUCACACAUUUUUGUAGAAGAUUAUUGAAAUGUAACUUGUUUUAUUACCUGUUUAUGUUUUCAUCGUAUCAUAUCUAAACCAUCCAUCCAUCGUAGGCCACGUCUAAGCCUCAGCUAGUCUGUGGCCAUGAGUAAGCUUAUUCAUAAUAAAAAAAAUAUAUCUAAACUACUAAUUGAUUGAUUAUCAGAAUAUGCUGGUUUACUUUUACAAAGUUCUAAAUAUAUGCAGCUACUUAACAACAAAGAACCUUGUGCGCGUAUGUUUGUCUUGCUCGGCUAAAUUGAUGUUUGUUGCUAUUAGUUAUAACCAUAUUGAGUGAAUGGCAAUGUCAGUUGUGCUCAACUAUUUGUUGUAAUGAUUAAGCUAUAAUUGAAUGUGUUGUCGAAAAAUUAUAAUCAUUAUAGCGAAUUUUAUUCAAUGUUUAAUUUUAAUUUUGUGGUCUCAAAAUGUCUUGAACAAAUUAUACGAUUUUAUUAAUUAUGUCUUAGAACUUCUUUUAUGCAUGGGUGUAUUUUAAAAUAAAGUUUAAUUUGUAUUAAUCUAGCUCAUUUUUGUGAUGGUUGUUCGUUUUUAAUAACAUUUACCUAAUUAUUUUAAUUUUAAAGCGUGCUCUCUAUAAUCUAACAGAUUAUUAGUAGAAAAGUGUGUGUGGGUGAAACUAAUUCAAUCAAAAAUAUAAAUAAAAUAAAAUAUCAUAGUGGUGUAAUACAAGUAUAGCAACUGCAAGGACUACUCUAUUUUUAUAUGGUAAUAUAAUUACUUUUUAAUUUGCCAUAGAAUACUCUGAAAUAACUAGUAAAAGUAGCAAAAUGUAGACUCUUAAAAUUAAAAUAAAAAAAUAGAAAUACCUAUCUAAAUCACAUACAUAUACUUAUAGCAAAAAUAAGCAUAAAGAGAUCUAAUUUAACGGUCGCAUAUUUCUUGUAAAUUCGGGCUUUCUAAAUUAUCUGACGAAUUUUUUACAUUUCACUUCAGAUAUUUUUGAGUGGCUCCGAUCUGACAAAGACUGUACCUACUUGCAAUAAUUAUUAUCCUCCUAAGGCCCACCCAUACAAAUGAAAAAUCCGGAAUUUGCCACUGAAAUUUGAACCUUUAGCGCAGGGAAUAGAGUUGAUUUUGGUUUUGUUUGAACAUUGAACGAAACAAAACAAAUGCGACUGUUUCAAUUAAAUAUGAUUUAAAUUUCAUCGUACUGAAUAAGUACUAUAGGUAGGACCUCGGGCCUUAGGAGGUUAUUACACAUUUAUUUACAUACUUAAUUAUCACUAGCAUAGAAUAUUUGUACAAUAGAUGCACUUAAAACCCUCUACUUAAUAAAAUAACACAUUGUUAAAGCGUAGUGAUUCAAGGUGCAUUGGGAUUAUUCCUAAAAAACAGUGAGAUUGGCAAAUAAGUUGGCCCAAAAUUCAUAAUGCUUUUAUUGAUGAACAAAUUGAACAUGCCAAAUAUAGGGUAAUUCGCCAGUAACUGGCCGGUUUUAGUAACUUGCCGUCCUAAACCAAAAAUUAAUUCUAUUCACCUAUAAACAUAAUUCAUUUUAGUGCAAGGCGGCUGGUUAUUGAAGGCUGACCAGUUAUUGAAACCUUAUACUAAAAUUAACUCUGUUUAUAGGUGAAUACAAUUCAUUUGGUGGCCUAUUACUAAAACCGGCCAGUUACUGGCGAAUUACCCUAGUAAGAAAUUUGCGCAAAUGCCAACGGCCAACCCACAUCUAUCAGGACACAGUUAAUUAAUUACCUAUAUGAUUAUUACUAUCGGUAUUAUGCUUCAUUCAGAAUUAACCCAACGCACCUUCCUGGUAAAGUAAGUUUUUGCACUUUUUGAUUUUAAAUAGAUCCUCAACUAACCACCGACAUCACACGUAGUAUAGACUGAUAUAUUAAUUUAUUCUUACAAAUAAGUAACAUACCAAAUUGGAGAUUAAGAUAAUUAAUACGAUGAUCGUCAUAAUUUAUUAACGCUUCAUGUAUAAAAACGCUGCCGUAGGUUUAAACUUUAAAGGCCAAGCCACACCGGCUUGCGUGUGCGUGACGUGCGCGUGUGCGUGCGCUAAUAUGUUGGAACCGCACACGCACACGUCACGCAAGCGGUGUGCCAUCUCACAAGGAUCUGUAUACUACAACGCCGCACGCGCAGGCCUUAAAAGGACGAUGUUAUUGUAGAAAUGAAUAUAAAUGACGUAUGUUAUUGUAUGUAUUAUGUCAAUUGUGGCUUCCAUCAGACAAGGGUCCUUAGCUCCAUAGUCAUAAGGGCCCUUAUGCUACAUGUGCAUAAGGAACCCUUCCCUGUGGAAAGCCACAUUUAGUGUACGAUUUUUUUUUCAAGUGACUAAUCCUCAAUUAUUUGCUGCUAAUCAAUGCAAAUAUAAUACUUUAUAUGUAUAUUAAAAAAUGAAUAAUAUGAAUAACAGUUGAAAGUUUUAGAAUAGAAUACUGGUGCCUUAUAAGUAAUCUGUCCGCCCAUUAUUAUGUCCAGAGGGCUCAUCGCAACAAUCGAAAAUAUAAACUUAAAUAUCUGCCUGAACUAAAUCCUAAAUAAAUCUGCCUCUCACUCGAAUACGUAAGAGUGAUAGAGAGAUAUAUCACGAAAUUUAUAUUUUUCGAUUUUUGUGGUAUGUCCUCAGCUACAAAAACUGUGCCAACAGUCUGGAGGUCUAUUUUAAAACAAGUUAACCCUUUAAAUGCCGAGAACCCUUGCGUCCUGAACCUGUCAUGCUUUCAAGGAAGUUUUAAUUUUGCUAUCUCGUAUUGUAUUAAUGAUGUUGGUGUGUGCGUGACAAUAUAAUUAUCUUGCGAUAAUUAACUACGCCGUUAAAGUUAUUGGGUUUAAAGGGUUACAUUUUCGCUCAAUGUUUCAUAAAUAUGACAGUUAUAAAUGUAUAAAAUGGUCUGGUUUUAGUUUUUUGGAUAUUUUUUAUAUAUUUUAGUAAUUGAUUACCUACUCAACUAAUAAUAUACAUUUUUGUUUUGGUGAAAUUAUGAGUAAAGUCUGCAGCGAUUUUGAUAGCCCGCGCAGUGGCAAAUUAUGACGUAUAAAUAACACUUGCACUGCGAGGGCUAUCAAAAUCGCUGCUGACUUUUCUGGAUCUAACUCUAAAGAUAAACUAUUUGAGCGAUAUUUCAUUUUGUCGUUGCACAUAUAAAAACUCCUUUUCGACGAUUCUACUUGACGCCAUGCAAUUCAAAGAAAAUGUUCGUACGUACGCACGAUAAAAUUAUUGCUAAGUAAGUAUAUGAAGUUUUUAGCAAAACAUUUCAUUUUUGGGACAAGCUUUUAUCGCUGACUGUACUUUUCUUACGACAGACAACUAAUACUCAUCGAGACGAUUCUAAAAACCCCUAACAUAAUUAGAUUGCGUCGUUCCAUCACAGAGUUCCUAUGGCCACCUCCUGUCUCCAUAAUCAGAUCAUCUCGAUGGAACCAUAAUAUGGCAUUGUCAUCCGAUUUAUACAUGCAUGCAAAAUUUCAGCUUAAUCGGAAACCGGGAAGUGCAUCAAAUUUAAUUUGCAAGAUUUGAUUACAGACACAACGGUCAGGUGACUAAAUAAAAGCUUGUAAAAAAAUCGUAUCUAAGUUGUAUGGUAGUCGAUCGAAAUAGGUAAACUGUUUGUAAAUUAGACUGUCAAUUUUGUGAUGUUAACAUUAACUGUGUAAUACUCCUAUUAACUUUAUUUGUAUACGAGCCUUUGUUAAAUACGACCGGGAUUGGUGGACGGAAAGGGUUAAAUAAAUUAUUGCCUUUA
Messenger RNA from Cydia fagiglandana, 7083 nucleotides. RefSeq lists its product as uncharacterized. The coding region runs from base 199 to 1599 and encodes 466 amino acids. The transcript has 7 exons. NCBI's taxonomy places the organism in Eukaryota, Metazoa, Arthropoda, Insecta, Lepidoptera, Tortricidae. The record is from RefSeq and is a predicted model, not a curated record.